Molecule: messenger RNA, 978 nt
Organism: Lacerta agilis (Sand lizard)
Lineage: Eukaryota; Metazoa; Chordata; Lepidosauria; Squamata; Lacertidae
Exons: 9
Coding region: 94-861 (255 amino acids)
Source: RefSeq, a predicted model, not a curated record
CCUGUGUGAACAAAAGCCACAUGUUUUCAAGGCAACCCAUUUAAGAAAUGUAACAACAGAGUCUCCUACAUCAUUUCUCCAUGUUCAGCAAACAUGAAGAACCAAAAGAUGUCAAAGGCUGCAAGCAUAGCGCACAGGAAGCGUUUGCAAGGUGUGCCUUUUGCAACAAAACUAUCGCCAGGGUCCCACCGGGUUGCAGAAACGUCAGAUCCUCACAAAUGCAAGACGGCUAGGCUCAGUGGUCACACGCUUAAGCCUGAGCUAGCUGGCCUAAUCGAAAAGACAUUGCAGGAAGCUGAUGUUUCGGGCACAGAGAAAGGCGCACAGAGGACAGAAGAAGACCUCAGCUGUCUUAAAGAGAUCAAGAAGAAAGUGUAUGACAAUAAAAGGGAUAAAGAAAUUGGUCGCGAGCAAGAUGAAUCUGUUAAAGUGGAAAUCAGUGAAAAACCGGUCAGGAAACAUAAAAAUCCUAAGUACAAAAUGUGCUCCUUCAAGGACUACAAGUCCCAGAGUUCUUCAGUUCCAGGCAGUUUUCCUGUGCACAGACAAGGAGGAGCCAAUAGGUUGUGGCAGCAGAAGGGUGGGACCAACCCCGCAAUAAAGAGGGACGCUGAGAUUUCAGGACCAAAAGCAAAGGCAGACGCUGAAAUGGAAGACGUUCUUCUGGAGAUGAAGAAAGACUUGUCAUUUGUGGAGAUUGAUUUGAGAGAUAGAGUCGAAGAGAAAACUGAAGAAAUCUUGACAGAGGAGAAGCAGCAUGAAAAGGAAGAAGAAUCUCCUGAAACGCUGCCCGAAAGCAGCUGGCUGUGCUGUUUUCCCAUCUGGAUGAGGCAGAAGAAGCGGAAGGAAAAACAAGAGUAGCCACAAAAUGGACUCCAGCUUUUUAGAAUACAAGGCCCAAUAUGAAAUGGAAGGAAGACCAGUGCGGAAUGGUCAUCUGAAGAAUAGGCAACGAAUAAACUCAAAUUCAGAACUAGA